This is a messenger RNA of Macrobrachium nipponense, 2236 nucleotides long. RefSeq lists its product as uncharacterized. The coding region runs from base 147 to 995 and encodes 282 amino acids. The transcript is spliced from 3 exons. NCBI's taxonomy places the organism in Eukaryota, Metazoa, Arthropoda, Malacostraca, Decapoda, Palaemonidae. The record is from RefSeq and is a predicted model, not a curated record.
GGAAGCCAGUGGAGGCACUGGGCAUCAGUCUCCCUCAAGCUGAGCUGCAAGCCGUUGACGGGAGGGAGACAAGUAAGGCCACUGGACGCUGGGACAGACAGUCACACUCACAGACUUGAAGAGCGAAGUCCUGAAGUUCUUUUGCCAUGAAGAGCAUCAAAAUGCAAGCGGUUGGGGCAGUCCUGUUUCUCCUGCUGCAGAUGACGUCAGCUUUCAGCACAGCGGGUCAUGCUGCAUCGCAGCCCGUCACCGCCCGUAGGGAGCGUUCUGAGGGACACACAUGCAGUCCAGAACUUGUGGACAACUUGGCCAAAACUGCAAACGAAACUUGUUCGCAAGUGGAAGCUGUCGACAAUUAUAUCGAGAACAUCCAGUCCAGACAACUAGUGCCAGUUCCAUCUUUCGCUGACCGCCAUGGCUUCAAAGCCAUCCUCGGUCAGUACAAUGGGGACCUCAGUGUAGCUAGAGAACACUGCCUCCCAUGGAGGGAUGGUGACAAUGUUGUCGCUUCUCUGAAGCAAGUGGUCGUGGCUGCACAGGGAUUUGAACCGAAGUUCAGCACAGAGUUCGUUAGGAAUCAAGCCAGGAUUGAGAAAAUUCUAGAAAAUCACGAGGAUAUUGUAGCAAUGGAAGCCACAGUUGCUGUGUUGCAAAAGGAUAUAUCAGAGGCUAAAGAAGUUCUCAAAGCUGCCAAAUUUCAAGAAUUAAUUUCAUAUCUCGAAAAUGUCAUCAGAACCAAAGAAGAAGAAAUCAACACCACGAUGACCGAACACAACUUAGUCCUAGGAAAACUUGAACUGGCUGAACUAGUGGAAUAUCUUGAGUUUGUGAAGGCCGGAGCUAUGGAUAUUGAAAGCAAAGCUAACACUGCAAAUACCAAGAUCACCACCUUUAGAGAAAAUCUCAUUAGAGAUGCCGGUGCCUUCAAGAGACACCGCACAAACGCCCAAGAUGGGAUUGUGAAGUUGCAGGCAAGAGAAACAGAACAACAAUAAUACCAUCACCAGCAACCAACAAAGCAUCAACAACUUGAGAGGAAGCAUCGACCAGGAAAACGCCCAGAUCGCCUCCCUUCAUGCUCAGAUUGCACAGGCGCAGAGAGAGAUCAGGGAAAUUGAAGAGCGCAUCAACAGUCAUAUGAGAAAAGUCAAGAAGAAGAAGAGAUUCGGAAGGUGGUUCCGAGUCGUCCCAGUCGUUGGAUGGACCAUUGGAAACAAGUUCUAUAAGGAUGCCAAGGCAAGAGAAGAACAAAUGGCCAACCAAAAGAGACUUCUUAUUGCUGAGAGCAAUCGUCAGAUCCAGAACCUCCAUGCUCAUAUUGCUUCACGUAACCAGGAAAUUAGUCGCCGUCAGCAGCAGAUCAAAACUCUUGAAGCCAGUAACCGAGAACUCGAACAGGAACUGCAGCACUUCAGUCAGCUCGACGGGAAUCUUCGCAGCCUUGAAGGUGAAGUCAACGCCAUCCUGCCUUACAUCGCAAGUGCUGUCAUUGGAGUCGGGAAGAUGAAGGAAACCUUCGACUCUAUUCAGCAAAACUUAGGAAGUGCCAUUGCGCUAGCCAAGGAAGCCAAGACAGAGGCUGAAAUAAAAAAUGUGCGGUACUUCAUCUACAAUGAAAUCGAUGACAUCAAAUGCAGCUGGGAGAGUGCAAGGAAUAAAAUUGUUUUAGUUGGUAAAUGUAACUGAUAUCUUACAUUUCUGCGAUUUAAGUACUGUACAUACUGUUUCUUACUCUAUUGUUAUAAUGAUAACAGCAUCUGAAUUUAAGUUCUUUGUUGUUUACAUUAAUGCUUGUUUGUGGUAAGUGUGUUAAUAUCAUGAGCUGAUUCGUGUCUUGGUUGUUAUUCAUCAUUAACUACGCCCUUGUUUUAUAAUAUAUAAUAUAAAAUAUUUUUUAACAUUCAUCGAACUGAUUUAAUUUAUUGAAAACUUUAUAUUUGAGACUAUGGAAAAAAUAAAAAUAAUUGUUUUUAGAAAUUAAAUCUAAUUACCCUGAAGCAGUUGUCAAUUUGCACUGUAUGGAAAAAUAUGUAGCAGUAAAUGACAAAAGAACUGAGACUUUCUCAGGCGGGUGAAUUACGAAUGAAAUUAAUCUAUGUAAUAAUUGAGUGGUCGAGUUUCCUUACAACAGUGUUUGAAGUUUAAAAAAUGAAUAAUUUGGUUGGCAGACCUUUGAUGUGCAAAAUUUUGCCAAUUCUCAUAUUAAAAAGAAUAAAAUAUUGAACCCCCUCUAAAA